AUGUUGUCUCCAUUUUCUCCUUAUUCUACGAAAUGCUUCUACAACUUUAGUACUUCAAAAAAUCAAACUCAAAAAUCUCAACUUACCCCAACUUUUUCAUCUACGAAAAAUCUCUUCAACCUUAUUCCGAAUUCUCAAAUUCAAAAAACUCCUACGACUUCUAUUUCUUCCUCUUCAAGAAGUCUCUUUAAUUUAAUCGUAAAACCUCAAACUCCAAAACCUUUAGGCGAUUCACAAACUUCUACCACCGAAAAACCAAUUGAUUCUAUGAACACUCAACAAAAUCAAAAAAAAUCUAAUAGUAGCCUACAAUUGUAUAAUAAAGACUUCAAGUAUUCGGGAAUCGAAAACGAAUAUGGUGAAAAAUUUUAUUAUAUAAAAGAAGAUAUCUAUGUUGCUAGAGUUGUUAGAGGUCAUAAAAUUUACAUUCAAGGUGGAUAUUACGAACAAGAAAUUAAUAAAGAGGUUGAAUAUAUCCAAGAAUUGGCUAAAGGUUGUGAUAACAUAAUACGAUAUUAUGGAUAUGUUACAAGAGGUCUUUAUUUCUACAUGAUUACCGGUUGGGGGGAAUUCAAGCUUAAAGAUUUACUUUUGUCUGAAAAAGGACAACUUGAUUGGAAGCAAAAAGUUUCGAUUGCUUGUGGUAUCGCUAAUGCUCUACGACAUACUCAUCAACAAGGAAAAAUGCAUUAUGAUCUUAUUGAUCAAAAAAUUUUCAUUUUUAGUGAGAACAUCUUACUGACUUAUAACCUAGAACCAAUGCUUUACAAUUUCCGUGUCCCUGGAGGAUCAUCAUCUACUGACUGCCUUACAAGAUGGUCUGCACCAGAGGUCUGGACAUCCAAGAUACAUGAACCCUCAAGCGAAGUAUACAGCUUCUCAAUAAUCCUUUGGGAGUUAUCAGCUGAAAAGUUACCUUUUGAUUUAAUAUCUGAUGAAUAUAUUUACAAAAUAGUCAAUAAACGUCCUAAACCUGAAUCAAUAGCAGGAACUCCGAUCGUUUAUCAAGAUUUAAUGAUAAAAGGAUGGGCACAAAACCCUGAUGAUCGUCCAACAAUGGAUGAAAUUUUUAAGAUUCUUAAAAUUCUAAAAUCAGAUUUUAAGAAUGGUCAAGAUAUUAAAAAAGUUUCCGAAACUUCUUAUUUUGCCAAUAAUUUGGACAUGACAUUCAAUCAAAAAGUAUCCGAAACUUCUUCCUUAACUAAUAAAGUUGAUACGGAAUUGGAACUUGAAUCUAAUGUAUUAUCGAAUGAAUGGAAUGAUGAUUCUACUAUCGUCGUCCCUGAUUUUACCACAAAUGCAACAAACCGUGAUGAUUUUGAUUUUAACGAUAAGACUCCUUCACGUACUUUAUCUUUGAAUUCUGUGUCAACUGUGUCACAAGAUCACCUUUAUUCUGCUAUCACAUCUCCAAAGUUAUCUUCAAAACCAGAAUCAACGACUUCUAAUAAACCACCACCUACAUUAUUACAUACUUUGGAAGAUGCCAUCUCUUUCUAUAAUGAAAGAAAAUAUAAAAAAGCGUUUGCAAUUUUUAAGGCGCACUCUGAACAUAAUAAUGAUCCUAUCGCAAACUAUUGGGUUGGAUUAUUCUAUUACAAAGGACAUGAUGAUGGAAAACCGAAAUUUAAAAAUAGUGUAAAAUAUUUAUCAGAAGCUGCUGAAAAAGGUCAUUCUGAUGCUCAAUUUUUGUAUGCCAAGUUAUUAUUUACAGGAUAUUCUGCUGAACGUCAUAAGAAUAAUCCAAUAAGUAUUGGUGCAGAAAUGUUGAAAAAAGCUGCGGAUGCAGAAAAUCUUGAUGCAAUGAGUUAUUAUGGAAGACUCUUGAUAAAAG
This is a messenger RNA of Racocetra persica, 1834 nucleotides long. Lineage: Eukaryota; Fungi; Glomeromycota; Glomeromycetes; Diversisporales; Gigasporaceae. The record is from the annotation of a GenBank genome assembly.